AGAAUAAUAUAUAUACAUUAUAUUCAGUUAAUAAAAGAUGGCAAAACGCAAAAUAGUAACUAUAUCUUUCUUAGUAAAGUUAAAUCAGUUCAGUAGACUGUGAUCUCUCUUGAAUUCGUAUUCCGCGUAUUUUGUACGAAUUAAAUACCGAAUGGUUUGGUUACAAUGAAUCAUACAUUAUCCAAUGUUUCUGAAGUAAUAUUGUUAAAUAUCACAGCAGUUUCUUUUCACUUCGUAAUGAACUUUUCUGUAUAAUAAAUUACACGAUUUAUGGUGUUUUUUUCUGCAAGAGAUCAAUAAUUUAAAGACGCUUCACUUGAUUUUUGGCCGCAUACCCGUGUGCUUGUAAUAUGCUUCACAAGGGUCCACGUCCAUUAGUUUUGUGCGGUCCUUCUGGUAGUGGGAAAAGUACCUUGAUAAAGAAGCUUUUCGGGGAAUUCCCAGAUACAUUUGGAUUUUCAGUUUCUCAUACAACCAGAGCACCAAGACCUGGUGAAAAAGAUGGGAAGCAUUAUUACUUUACAACUAAGGAAAACAUGCAAAAACAAAUAGAACAAGGUGAAUUUCUUGAAAAUGCUAUAUACAGUGGAAACCUAUAUGGGACUAGUAAACGUGCAGUGGAAGAUGUACAGGAGGAAGGGAAAGUUUGUAUAUUAGAUAUUGAAAUGGAAGGUGUGAAGCAAGUAAAAAAAAGUUCUCUUAAUCCUUUGUAUGUAUUUAUCAAACCACCAUCUCUGGAAGUAUUAGAGAAAAGAUUAAGAGAUAGGAAUACAGAAACAGAAGAAUCUUUACGUCAUAGAUUAUCUGUUGCUAGAUCAGAAAUGGAAUUUGGUGAGAAGCCUGGUAACUUUGACCUAGUAGUCGUAAAUGAUGAUGUAUCUAAAGCAUAUGAAAAGUUGAAAGAAUUUGUGUUCUCAAACUUGAAAAAGAACAUAAAGCAGGACACAUAAUUAAUGCUUUCUAAAUGCAUACUUAGGAAGCUUCUUUGAUAUUGAAUUGUAAUUAUUUUUGUAAUAAUUUUUGUAAUAGAUAAUUAAUUAUACGAUGAAGUACAACAAAGGUUGAAUUGCUAGAGUGCAAAAUAAAUGUAGGCAAAUAAUUUUAUAUGACAGUAAGUUAAUUCUAAUAUGCAAGAAGUAAAUAUAUUUACUAGCUAACUGAGACUAUUCACCAAACGAAGUUGUGUUCCAAUAGCGUAAGUUACUUAUAAAAGUACUUGGGGUUUUGUCCUUGUACUUGUCUUUAUAUCAGAAGUAAUGCAGUUCAGAGUUAUUCGUUCAUAAUUCAAUUCUUCCGGUAUAUCGUAUUCGUAUUUUAUUCAAUGAGAAAAGAGGAUAAAAAAUAUUUUGUUCAGAUAUUCUUUUACCUCAAGAAUUUGAAACUACUAAUCUCAUAUAUCAAAUAAAUCAAUCACAUUAUCAAACUUCUUCAACGUCACUUAUUGUUUCGCAUUUCUAUAUAUCACGUAUUUAUUAUCAUUUCAGUAGUGUAGCAUUAUCUUGAUCAUUUUAUUUAUCAAACUUAAGCAUGUUUUUGCCUGUACGAUUCGCGAAAAGGAUACAGAUUUUCCUAUACAUAGUUACACCCAUUGUUAAUACACGUAUAGUUUUAAAAAAAAUGCGAUAAACGUAUGAAAAGCGUAGUGAGAUAUGUACAUGUUGUUAUAGAAGAUUGUAUCAUUGUUGUAGUAUACUAUAUCAAAUAAAUAUUUCAAUCAUGA
Osmia bicornis bicornis is the source of this 1720-nucleotide messenger RNA. RefSeq names its product guanylate kinase. The record is from RefSeq and is a predicted model, not a curated record. The coding region runs from base 351 to 950 and encodes 199 amino acids. NCBI's taxonomy places the organism in Eukaryota, Metazoa, Arthropoda, Insecta, Hymenoptera, Megachilidae. Gene Ontology annotation, biological process: purine nucleotide metabolic process. Gene Ontology annotation, cellular component: cytosol. Gene Ontology annotation, molecular function: GMP kinase activity. The transcript has 5 exons.